AUGCGACUCUCCGCGACAACCUUGCUGAUCACCGCGCUGGGAUGGAUCACAGCCGUGACAGCACACAACAUCCAGCUCCGGGCGCACUCGAGAGAAUGCUUCCACGAGUCGCUGCACAAGGAUGACCGGAUGACUGUUUCCUUCCAGGUCGGUGACCGGGAGUUUGGAGGCAGUGGAAACCUCGAGCUUGAUUUCUGGGUCCAAGAUCCCGGUAACAACCGCCAGUACUUCAAGCAAGCCAUUUCCUCCGACGAUUACUCCUUCACUGCCCACCAGGACGGCAAAUACGUCUACUGUUUCAGCAACGAAGGCUGGACCUCGAACUCGAAAGAAGUCUCCUUCAACGUUCACGGAAUCGUCUACGUGCCGGAAUCCGAGAUGUCGCAGGAUCCUUUGGACGCAGAAGUCCGCCGACUUUCCGAAGCCUUGACCCAGGUUAAGGAUGAGCAGAGCUACAUUGUUGUGAGAGAGCGAGUACACCGGAACACUGCAGAGAGCACCAACGCCCGUGUCAAGUGGUGGAGUAUCUUCCAGCUUGCCGUGGUUAUCGGAGAAGGUGUCUUCCAGGUUUGGUGGUUGAAGCGAUUUUUCGAGGUCAAGCGUGUUGUCUGAUUUACGAGCUUUACCAUGGAAAACGAUACUGGU
Aspergillus wentii DTO 134E9 is the source of this 645-nucleotide messenger RNA. RefSeq names its product emp24/gp25L/p24 family protein. Lineage: Eukaryota; Fungi; Ascomycota; Eurotiomycetes; Eurotiales; Aspergillaceae. Gene Ontology annotation, biological process: endoplasmic reticulum to Golgi vesicle-mediated transport; protein retention in ER lumen; intracellular protein transport. The record is from RefSeq and is a predicted model, not a curated record. Bases 1 to 612 code for a protein of 203 amino acids. The transcript has 4 exons. Gene Ontology annotation, cellular component: COPII-coated ER to Golgi transport vesicle; endoplasmic reticulum; endoplasmic reticulum-Golgi intermediate compartment.